AUGUAUGUCAAGACCAUAAGGCAGUUUAGUUUUAAGUCACAAACUGGUGGCAAGAGGAAACGCGGUAGACCCAGGCUGCGUUCGUGGGAUGGAGUUCUCAAGGACCUCGAAAUAAAUCGUGGUGGUGGUGUGGUGGUAAACUUGGGGACGCUAAGGCCAACAAGGGGCUGUAUAGCCAUUAAUAAUGAUGAUGAUGACCAACCGUUAACACUUGUAGAUUUAAUGAAGAACUGUCAAAUGUAUUCCGAAUUACGACUAGUAACCCUAACGAGUAGUUUCUUAAAACCUAAGCGUUAUUCUGAUAAUUACCGAUAA
Pieris macdunnoughi is the source of this 315-nucleotide messenger RNA. NCBI's taxonomy places the organism in Eukaryota, Metazoa, Arthropoda, Insecta, Lepidoptera, Pieridae. The record is from the annotation of a GenBank genome assembly.